Epinephelus fuscoguttatus (brown-marbled grouper) is the source of this 6068-nucleotide messenger RNA. It is a transcript of the gene zbtb42, whose product is annotated as zinc finger and BTB domain containing 42. Gene Ontology annotation, molecular function: DNA-binding transcription factor activity, RNA polymerase II-specific; protein binding; RNA polymerase II cis-regulatory region sequence-specific DNA binding. The record is from RefSeq and is a predicted model, not a curated record. Bases 323 to 1918 code for a protein of 531 amino acids. The transcript has 2 exons. NCBI's taxonomy places the organism in Eukaryota, Metazoa, Chordata, Actinopteri, Perciformes, Serranidae. Gene Ontology annotation, biological process: regulation of transcription by RNA polymerase II. Gene Ontology annotation, cellular component: nucleus.
GCUCCCACCCCGCUCGUGGGACAGGUGUUUUAAUAAGACAGCCAAUUGAUGUUCCCAGUGUACUCUGCUACUUGCUGCCGCUGUGUGAAUUCACGGAGUAGUACAGAACUUAUUGUGGGCCGCGCGAUAUCGCGAGACUUGUGCCAUUAUCAACCUGCUUGACACACAGCAGCGCUGAGUGCAGCCUGCCUUGCCAGGGUCGGACUGAAGCUCAAGAAACGACAAGGAGAAGCGAACAUCUGGCCGCACAUCAUGAAAGGACGUCGGGGCUUAUAGGAGACAAGACGACGACGCGGGCGGAGAUAAAUGUUAUGAAGGAAGAAUGGAGUUCCCAGACCAUAGCCGCCAGUUGCUGCAGUGUCUGAGUCAGCAGCGUCACCAAGGUUUCCUCUGUGACUGCACUGUUCUUGUCGGGGAGGCUCGAUUCAAAGCGCACAGAGCCGUGCUGGCCUCCUGCAGCAUGUACUUCCAUCUCUUCUACAGGGACCAGCUGGACAAAAGGGACGUUGUGCAUCUCAACAGUGACAUUGUGACAGCCCCGGCUUUCAGUCUGCUCCUUGAAUUUAUGUAUGAGGGGAAGUUGGAAUUCAGCUCUCUCCCGGUAGAGGAUGUCCUGGCAGCAGCCAGUUACCUCCACAUGUAUGAUAUAGUGAAAGUGUGUAAAGGCAAGCUUAAAGAUAAGGAACUCUCCUCUCUGGAUGAAAAGAUGAGUGAGGGUUUGGGACUCAGCUGUCUGGACAGGGAAAAUUCCUCAGAUGGCGAGCUGCACAGUAAGCAGCUCAUCCGGCGACAGCCCCAGACACAGUCUCAGGGGCUUCACAGGGCCCCCCCAGCGGAAGAGUUUGACAUGGACAACAGCGAAGUCAGGCUGGCUGUCACAGAUUGUGAUAGGUCUGCACGGAGCAGGCAGAAGGCAAACGGUCACUCUGGCAGGUCCCCGGACCUUGUAGGUGUCAAUUAUUUGUCAGCAGAGGCCGAGCCCUGCGUCCAAACAGCUGGAAAAACAAAAGCUGAUGUCAGUAGUUCCACCGUAUCGCUGUCCCAGAGGUCCCGGGCUUCAGAUGACAUGGACUGUGCACUGGAUUUGUCUUUCAAGCCUCUGUCUAGCAGAGAUCCCUUACACCCCUCCUACGUCUCGGGACAGCUGGCCCUCGACAGCCAGCAGCAGGGCACUGAGCCACUUGUUAAAGACGAACACGACUUGCUGUCAGAGCAGGAGGACAGUGAGCCGAUGAGCCCUGAGAGCCAGCGCUUUGGGAAUAGUGCCAGGAGCUCAGUGGUGACAGGGUUCGCUGCCCUCUUCCCAGGCAACAACGGCUCCACAGCCGCCCUGCUCUCCCAGGAGGAGGACCUGAUGGACGAGGAGGGGGAGGCCUGCAGAGGGAGGGAGGGCGCCCCAGGCAGGGAGGUAGAGGAGAGGAGGGGGAGGCUGCUGGGGGACAGUGAAGAGGAGGAGGAGGACGACCUGGCCUCUUCAGACAUCUCCACCUCCAGCGGGGUGCUCCUGCCCCCGGGGCAACAGGUGUGCGUGUGCCCCCUCUGCAGCAAAGUUUUCCCCAGCCCCCAUGUGCUGCAACUGCACCUCAGCUCACACUUCCGCGAGAAGGACGGUGCCCGCUCCAAGUUGUCCCCUGAUGGCUCGGUCCCCACCUGCAUGCAGUGCAACAAGACCUUCUCCUGCAUGUACACCCUCAAGCGCCAUGAGCGCACACACUCUGGCGAGAAGCCAUACACCUGUGGCCAGUGUGGCAAGAGCUUCCAGUACUCCCAUAACUUAAGUCGGCACGCUGUAGUUCACACACGUGAGAAGCCUCACGCUUGUAAGUGGUGUGAGCGGCGCUUCACCCAAUCUGGGGACCUCUACCGCCACAUCAGGAAGUUUCACUGUGGCCUUGUCAAGACUCUCGCCAUUGGAUAAAACACCUCUCACCAGUGCCAUGACAUAAGACAGAAUGUCUCUACAUACACUGAAUACUACUACUGAACACUUUGCCCAUUAGUACACACAUGUUGGCAGUUUGUCGGAGACUUAUCUUUUUUGGAUUCUACCCCAUGUGGCAUUUCUCAAGUUAAAGAUGUAGCAACGUUAAAACUGGAGCUGCUCUCUGCACCGGACUGUGUCACAGGCAUACACGAUGGUCAGAGGGUGGACAGGUGAAGGUGCAGCAAAGGCUGUUUAGGAUAAACACGGGUGCUGUGAAACCCCAAGCUGGAUCUGUGUCGACGAAGGUGAACAAAUCAGAUGAUGCACUUGUUUGUUUCUGUCUCGUUUGUGUCAAUCUGUUGAGUUUAUUUGAGAAAGAUAUUUGCCGAAAGAAAUGUUUGUACCCCGUGGGCAAAUGGGUGAUAGCUAAUGCUAACAUAUGUUAAUACAAUCGUCAGAGUGAGACUUUUAUUUGUGCACAUGGGAGAUCAGAACCGUCCGUGAGUAGCAAUAUAUAAUUUUUUUUAACUCCUACAUUAUUAUUAUUUAUUUUUUGGGAUUUUGUUUAGUCCUUAACAAGUAAACUAUCAUAAGGCAGCAAAACUAAUGAAGUUUGACUACUGGAAGUAUAAUUUCUUUUUUCAUGGAAGCAGAAUCUUUGGUUGAAAUGAAGUUGGUUACAGUUUUAUGUUGUUUGUAACAAGAGGCAAGCAGACUAUCAUAUCAUCAUUUCUUUUUCUGCCUUGGAGUGAGUUAGCAGCUCUCACAUAUCGAUGAGAUUGCCUUCGAACUUGCUCCUUAAAAAGAAGCUGAGGAAUCAGAGGAGGGAUAGAGAGUAAGCUAAUGCCUGUAACACUGGUGCCUACUGAAAUUCGCAACACUUCACCUAGUGUACUUACUUAAACAAGAAUGAGAUAAAUCACAAUGCCUUCUUGUAAAAUUCUGUCAGUUUUCAGGCCUUUAAAAGACAAAAAAAAAUCUGGAUUACACUCCACAUACCAGGUGGUAACAAUGGUACUCUGGAAUGCCAAUUAACCCACGUGUGUCCUUCAUUAAAUAAUUCACAAGAAUGUAAUAAAAGCACCUUUUAAAAAGGUCUUGUCAAUUAAAUGUUUAUCGACUCCUUUGGGUUAAGAGCAAACAGUUUCCAGUAAGUUACCUGGUUAUUUCCUGGUAUGGCAUUAAGGUGACACUGACACGGUGUGAAGGGCCAACCCUAGCAGGCAGGCAGGGAGGGAGACAGGUGGAUGUUCAGUACUUUGUUGACGUCUGUGCCAUUCAGCUGAAUCUACUGACUUUUCUUUCUUUGAAUUAACCUUUCUCACAUUAUCAUAUCCUCUUACUGUACAUGUGUAUUGUUACUACUGAUGAAGCUGGAGCCUUUAGUGGCGCUGUCCUUGAAAGAAUCUCCGGGGGCAGGAAAUGAACUCAUUUCUGUCUGUUCACAUAGAUGCUAUCUGGAUUCCUAGCAGGGGGCGUAGCACUAAAAGUUCGUGAUAUUUGUCUAAUCUGUCCUGAGAAGACUUGAUCAGAAUUUAUUUAUUAGUUUGACUUGGUUCAGGGUUUACUUUUAGGUGUACUUCUUAUUUCUAUAAGCUUGAAAGAUGCCGCGUCUUGCCUAGCGAUCUUGGUACUCAUUAACCGGUAUUGGGGCUGUCUGUUCAUUUUUCCUUUUGUGCAAAUCAAGUUACUGUAAUUGUAUUUUAAUAUACCAUGUUAGAAACUUCUGCGGAGUAUUCAAGAUUUGUCACAUGGAACAUAGAGAAGCACUUGUUUUUAGCAUGCAUAUAGUUUCAACACUAUUGUCUAGGCUGCUAUUUCUUACUAUAUGUAUAUUUAAUGUAAAUAUAUAUCCUAUUUAUCAAACUGUUUUUGUUUUUUCCGUGUUGCGACACAUGUAAGGUGGAGAGAGUCAGGUGUCUUAUUAAGGCUGCAGGUCUCUUAAAGUGUCACAUCUUCCCCCCGAGGGAGUUUGGUCCCUUCUCCAUAUUCAAGACUUGAUUGGAGUCGCUACAAAUCAGAACAGUUAAUACCCCUCUGACUGCUGUUCCGCCACAGGAAACAGUUGUUCACAAGCACAGCCACACUGAUACGGCAUUGGCUACCUAUAGAAACGAGACAAUACAGGCAUUGUCGUCGUCCCCCCAGCCACCCACCCACCCACCACCACCCCACCCACCAAAUCCCAGGUAGUUCUCAAGGGAUCAUUGUGUAUCUCUCUCCUAGCUGUGGGGAGAAAAAGCAGCGCAAGUCUCUCUUUGCACUUUUCUGUAUUGAAUGGAGCCAUUGGAAUGUGAGAAAUGUAUUUAGCAAAGGGAGACCAAGGACACUGUAAACAGGUGUAUUGUUUGGAGGCAUCAAAGAACAGCACCCCCCCAUCCCAGCAUGCAGUAGAUAAACGCUUCAUUGUUCCUCAACGAGGAGGAGACACCACGGUGAUUUGAUUGCACAUCUAUCAAGAGAAUAUCAGAGUUAUCAGAGUAUUGUGUUCCAAGUGCUAGACGUAGAAAAAUCGUCGAGACUGAAAAUAUGGUCUGGCAACUGUGACGAUACAGGUCAAAAGUAGGUGCUGACUACUUAUCCAUUUCAGCAAAUCACACCCUUAGGUGCUUUUCUUUCCGUUUUGUCUUUUUAUGUUAAUCACCAAGACUUCUUUCAGGACACAGAAAUGAAUUCACAUGUGAUUUCUCAGCAUUUGCAACGGUCUGUCAGCAUCUCUAAUGGAGGAGCCCAAGUGGAGAACGAGUCAAAGCAUUUCUCGCAGAAUUACUGCAAUCUGUUUUCAUUCCCAUCCCUGACCUGCAGUCAGCGCUGGGGCUUGAAUGAACAAGGCUUGUGUGUGUAAUUUUUUUUCCACGAGAAAUGUGAUUUGGCUCGCUGUUGACUUGCACAAACACUCCCGCCGUUCGAAUGCUCUGAGAGUUUAAAUCACUUCAGAAAGAACAAUAUAUGCGUAGUGUUUAUAAUGUACAUUUCAAUCAGAACACACAGGAAUGUAGGUUUUUGUCACUUUCAGUUGUGUUUUAAAGGAACAUUUCUUAUGUGGUGCAAAUGAAAUUGCUCGAUUCUCUAAUGUACAUGUGUACAGAGGUAGAAAAACUAACGAUAUGUGAAGAUUUUUUGUUUUCUUUUUAUUGUUUGCAGUCUUUAUUUAUACCUCCAGGAUGAUCACCAAAUGUGCCUUGUAGACACACGGAUAGGUGUUGCAUCUGGAGAAGCCCUUUUUCUAUAUUGUGCAUUUUUGCCCUUGACUGCGGUGGUAAAGUUCACAUCACAGCGACAGUAGCCCACACAACUGUUUGUCCUGUUUUUUUACCAUGUCAAAACCUUAAAUCAGACAAACUUAAAAAGAUUCAAGUCCGUUUAUUUUUGCUGCUUUGCGAGAGAUUACAGUUGAGAUUUAUUUGACCGUUUUUAUUUAUGUGAAUAAAUCUGUUUUGGGCGUGUUAAACUGUAGACAAGCAUUUUCUUUUCUUUUCUUUUUUUUGUGAUUUGGCUUUUAGAAGCCAAUACUACUGGGAACUAACAGUCUGUUCCUUUAGUUAAUGUCACUGUUGAAUGUGAAACACUGAGAUUUUGAUUGUUGACUUCUAUGGAAACAGCGCUACUCUUGAUCGAGGGCUAUGUUUGCCUAUAACUCAUGCUGUAUGAUCUUUAAGUCUAAAAAAAAAAAAAAAAAAAAGACUUUACCAAUACUGGAAUUUUGUCCUCUGCAGGUUACAACUGUGAAAUUGUGUAUAAUCAUGAGAAAUAUUUAUUAUUGCAUUUGCUUCUUGUGCAACAUUUGACUGUCUCAGUUUUAAUUUGGUAAGAAAAAAAAGCUUCUAAAUGUCAAAACGAAAAAUCUUUUUAAUAGAAUUUGUAGAAGUGCCAUUAGAAUUUAAUAUAAUUUUUUAAUAAGAAAGGUAUAUUUUAUAGUAAUCAAUUGCUUCAGUGUUAGUGGUGUAGAGAUUAGAGGACAAUCUUUAUGCAGAAUUGACAUUGCUUAGAUAUUGAGGCAAUUUACUUUUGAUCUAUAACUGUAUGUGCAUUUUCUUUGUUUGCGCUUUUUGGAGUGUGCUUGUGUGCGUGUGCUGUGGAAAUGUGACAAUCUUGAUUUAGGUCUUUCUUAAGAUUAUGCAUAGAAUUAAAUGGAACAACUUUC